Alligator sinensis (Chinese alligator) is the source of this 839-nucleotide messenger RNA. It is a transcript of the gene TMEM154, whose product is annotated as transmembrane protein 154. Bases 1 to 720 code for a protein of 239 amino acids. The record is from RefSeq and is a predicted model, not a curated record. Lineage: Eukaryota; Metazoa; Chordata; Crocodylia; Alligatoridae. The transcript is spliced from 8 exons.
AUGUCUUGUCACAGAAAAAGCAAUAUGCACAAGCAAAAUGUCAUGCUGUUUUCUGUCCUGUUUCUUGCCGCAGGAUCCACCAGUUAUGGUGAUGGACAUGGAAUGACUCACUCACCACAUGGAUUUUCUUCAGGCCUCCAGGAUUACACUCAUAGACUGGCUCACCUCUCAGGCUCUGAAACAGAACAAGAUAAUUCAGGAGACAGUCCACUAUUAUCACCCAUUGUUAUAACAACUCCUAGUCCAGAGAGAUCUACUGCACUUUUUACAGCUGCCCUUACCCCUGAUCUGAAAUCUUCCACCACACCAGAAGAGCCCGAGUUAGGAUUUGAAACAGGAAAUAAUGCAACUACUGAGUCAAAAGAUGAAAACAAUAACAACACAGAAACGGAAGAUGUUAACCCAGCCUUAAUAUAUGGCGUCCCUGCAGUCUUACUCAUCGUAUUAAUUCUGCUGAUCAUUUCUUUUGUAAUAUGGCACAAAAAGAAAAAGUCUAAGCAAGAUGAACUGGGAAGUGAAAAUGUCAAAAGUCCUAUUUUUGAAGAAGAUACUCCCUCUGUUAUGGAAAUAGAAAUGGAAGAACUCGAUAAAUGGAUGAAUAGCAUGAACAAAAAUGCUGAAUCUGAAUGUUUGCCUACUGUAAAAGAAGAAGAAAAGGACUCAAAUGCCAAUCAAAGCUUAGAUUCUGGAGCCCAAGAUACACUCACUGAGACAUUGUGAAAAGCAUAUAUGCAGCAAUUGCGAAUCUUGAUGUCAAAAUGGUGCUGAACUGGUUAAUGAGAAGCUGCAAGCAAAGCUCCUAGUCCCACAGAUACUGAAUAAACUGGAAAUGAACUUAA